Zophobas morio is the source of this 771-nucleotide messenger RNA. RefSeq lists its product as uncharacterized. The coding region runs from base 144 to 599 and encodes 151 amino acids. The record is from RefSeq and is a predicted model, not a curated record. NCBI's taxonomy places the organism in Eukaryota, Metazoa, Arthropoda, Insecta, Coleoptera, Tenebrionidae. The transcript is spliced from 2 exons.
UCCUGUUUUUUGUACAAGUUUUUAAUUUCCCAUCGAAAAACUAAUUAAGAUUAGACGGAUAUUUAAAACUAAGUAACAAUUUAUUAGUUUUAUUAUAAUUUUUCUGUGAAUCCGUUGUAUUUUGUCGAAAAAGAAUAAAUAAAAUGGACAGGUCCUAUAAAUACUCGAACAACGCAGCAGCGAAAAAAACAAACAUUGGAACCCCAUCCAACCAAAACAAAUAUUCCAACAAUCAGUUUCCGAGUAAAAAUGAAUUACAAAAAGGUGAACCAGAAAUUGGACUGAAAACUGAAGACCUCCGUGUUAAAUUAAUCGGGGAAAAUGUGACCAAGCAAGCUGACGAACAAGAGCCAAAAAUAAGCGAAGAAACGGAUUUACCCCAAGCUUCACCCCAGACUUCAUCAUGGAGAGAGUCUGAAUAUUCAGGUGAACUCCGUUCUCUGUUGAAGACCUAUUAUGAUAUAUGUAUAAACUAUAAAAGACUUUUAGAAAUGUUCAAAAUUAUUUUACAAGUUCAUGAACGAAUGCUAGACUGGUUGGAAGAGAUUAUUAGAGUGUUGAUGACUUUAUCGCCAUCAAAAAGGUGCGCGAGAGGGUAAGAAUGUUGGGAUUCCACUAUUAUUUCAUUUAUAAUACUGAAAGUGGUGAGGUACUAUGUUAUAUUGUGUUAAUGUGGACGACAUGGUUGGACUUACUCAUAGAUAUUUUUUUUCUACUGUUUAAUAGUUUGUAAUAACUUAAUGUGCAUGUCUUUUUCAAUAUACUUUUUAU